Melozone crissalis (California towhee) is the source of this 987-nucleotide messenger RNA. It is a transcript of the gene TECR, whose product is annotated as trans-2,3-enoyl-CoA reductase. The transcript is spliced from 13 exons. Bases 55 to 981 code for a protein of 308 amino acids. Gene Ontology annotation, molecular function: oxidoreductase activity, acting on the CH-CH group of donors. Gene Ontology annotation, biological process: very long-chain fatty acid biosynthetic process. The record is from RefSeq and is a predicted model, not a curated record. Lineage: Eukaryota; Metazoa; Chordata; Aves; Passeriformes; Passerellidae.
GGGCGGGUCACGUGGGGGCGGCGGGGGCGGCGGGAGCGCCGGAGCGGAGCGGCCAUGAAGCACUACGAGGUGGAGAUCCUGGACGCCAGGACCAGGGACAAGCUGUGCUUCCUGGACAAGGUGGAGCCUCAGGCCACGGUGGCCGACAUCAAAAACCUGUUCAGCAAGAGCCAUCCCCAGUGGUACCCAGCGAGGCAGUCCCUGCGGCUGGACCCCAAGGGGCGCUCUCUCAAGGACGAGGAUGUGCUGCAGUCGCUGCCCGUGGGCACCACGGCCACGCUCUACUUCCGGGACCUGGGGGCGCAGAUCAGCUGGGUCACGGUGUUCCUGACGGAGUACGCGGGUCCCCUGCUCAUUUACCUGCUGUUCUAUUUCCGGGUGCCGUUCCUGUACGGGCCCCGCUACGACUUCACGGCCAGCCGGCACCGCGUGGUGCACCUGGCGUGCUGCUGUCACUCGUUCCACUACGUCAAGCGGCUGCUGGAGACGCUGUUCGUGCACCGCUUCUCGCACGGCACCAUGCCCCUGCGCAACAUCUUCAAGAACUGCACCUACUACUGGGGCUUCGCUGCCUGGAUGGCGUACUACAUCAACCACCCGCUGUACACCCCGCCAGCGUACGGUGACGAUCAGGUGAAGCUGGCGCUGGCCGUGUUCCUGUUCUGCCAGCUCGGGAACUUCUCCAUCCACGUGGCCCUGAGGAACCUGCGGCCGGCGGGUUCCAAGACGCGCAAGAUCCCGUACCCGACGCGGAACCCGUUCACGUGGCUGUUCCUGCUCGUGUCCUGCCCCAACUACACCUACGAGGUCGGUUCCUGGAUCGGUUUCACCAUCAUGACCCAGUGCCUGCCCGUGGCGCUGUUCUCGCUGGUGGGGUUUGUGCAGAUGGCGAUCUGGGCUCAGGGCAAGCACCGCAGUUACCUGCGCGAGUUCCGCGAUUACCCGCCCCUGCGCUCGCCCAUCGUGCCCUUCCUGCUGUGACACCGC